Messenger RNA from Poecilia reticulata (guppy), 2749 nucleotides. RefSeq names its product F-box and WD repeat domain containing 9 (gene fbxw9). Gene Ontology annotation, molecular function: protein binding. The record is from RefSeq and is a predicted model, not a curated record. Lineage: Eukaryota; Metazoa; Chordata; Actinopteri; Cyprinodontiformes; Poeciliidae.
UUGAAUUUAGGAUUUUUCCCAACAGCCCUGAAGUAGACUGUUUUGGAUUGUGUUUUGAUUGUUAUCGCUUGUCGUAUUCCGUUUCGGGUGAGUUCUUUUAGAGAUAACACACCUUUUUAAAGACUCGCAACCGGAGACAGCAACUCCACCUUGAACCUAGCAAAGUGUAUGCAAAGCUGUUAAGAAAAUAGUGAUUUUUAAACUAGAUGGUUACUGUUUAAUCAAAAUAUCAGAUGUAACUGUCACAUUAGAACAAUUUGGGACGUUUUUUUUUAAAUUAAUGAAUCAGAAUCAUUAGCCAAGAGAGAUGUUUGCUUACAGCUGUUGAGUUAGUGGUCAUUUUAGGAAAAAGAAAGAUGUCUGAGGUUGGAGAUAACCAACAUGAAACAGAAUCAGGGAAAGGAGUUCCGGAUGGACUGGACCAGCGGAACUCUCCAUGUACUGACCGUUCCAACAUGGAGCUCCAGGGUCUUUCCCCUCCUCUUCGCUCACCAUCAGCAGGACCAAGUCCCUCACCAUCUGCUGCUGAAUCAAGUGACUUGUUGUUAUUACCAUGGGAGAUCCUAACUCACAUUGCUUCGUACCUUCCAGCACAUUGUUUGAUCAACGUGCUGCCAAAGGUAUGUCGCACUUUGAGUACAGUAGGUGAAGACACCACAGCUUGGCAGCUACGGGCGCAAAGACUAAUUGGAUCAAGAGUGAGGUUUCCAGUUGGGCCGAGGGAUGGCUUUGACUGGCCCACUUCUUGCUUGGAGAUGGAGCAGCUCAUUACCUUCUGGGCAGGUGAAGUGCAACAUGUGGCCAAACAAUCAGAGGAGGAAAUGGAUCGCGUGAGGUUGGAGGAGAGAGGACAGUUUGCUGAUGGACAUGAAAAUGAAGGAGGAGAUGAGGUGGUUAGGGUGGGAGUGGCAGCACAGGAGGUUGCUUAUGGUGUGGAUGAAGGUAUAGAAGUAGUAAUGGAAGUGGAGAAUGGUGAAAUACAGGCAGUCUUAGAUGAGGCCCAGAUGGAAGAGUUGAGAGAGGGAUUGGAAGGCAGGCUGGAGGUUGACGCAGCUGCACUGAUUGAGGAUGGGAGGAUGGAGCUCAAUGCGGAUGCGGGGCCAGACGCAGCUCAUCGUGACCAAAACGACUUUGCCUACCCAAGACAUCUCAACGACAGGGGGAGAGUGGAAAUGGUCCAACACCAACCCUCCAGAAGUCCUAGUCCUCCCCCGGCAUUGGAGUGCAUUACAUUACCCUCAAGCCACAUUGCCCUGGUUAACUCGGUGCUCCUCCUUGGAGGAAAGGGAGCAGUUUGUGCCACAGGGUCGCGAGACUAUGACGUGAAACUUUGGGACCUGGAGGAAGGCUCUAACGGCACACUGCUGCACACGCUGGGAAGGAAAGGCGACUUCACAUCCCAUCAGGGCUGGGUCUGGUGCCUGGCAUCCGAGGGUCCUCUUCUGGCCUCGGGGAGCUUUGAUAGCACGGUGAGGCUGUGGGACUUACAGGCAGGCGGCACCAACAGAGGCCUGAUCAGGACCGGGUCAGCUGUUCUCUGCCUGUCCUGUCAGAACGAUGUUUUACUGGCCGGGACGUUUAACAAGAGGAUCAAUAUGUAUGACAUGAGAGCUGCUGAACCACUGAUUAAAAGUGUUCAUCUCCAUGGUAAUGCUGUAAUGUGCCUGGCUGCUGACGACACAUACAUCAUCUCAGGGAGCGAAGACUGCACUGUGGCAGUCUAUGACUGCAGGGCAAUGAAGGCAUUAAAGAAAAUUAAGCUGAGCUCCUAUUUAUCCUCCAUGAGCUACAGUGGCUAUGAGGUCUGGGCUGGAGACAAGAAAGGCAUGCUGCACUCCUUCUCCAUGCAGACCGGCACCUUAAAGAUCCUCUCCCGGUUUGAUGUGGGACAUACGGCUCUGGUUACUGGCAUCCACAAGUCUGCAGGAAGCCUCUACACCUGCUCUACCGAUAAAACCGUCAAGAUCCAUAUCCCAAGUGGGCCACCAAGGACUUUAUGUACACUGUGUCAUGCUGGUGUAGUUCAUGGGCUGAGUGUGGAGGCUGGAAUCGUUGCUGUGUCCACCGGCGACGAUACUGUGAAUAUCUGGAGACCCAGGAAAUGAAAUGCCACUGGAGGUUUUGAAAAAAAGUUUCAUACAAGAUCUGCACUUGAUGGCCAUAUCGUUCUGUCUGCAUUGUGAAAUUUAUGGAUAAGUGGUAUAAAAAAAAAUACAGAGGCUCUUCAGUUGAGGGAAUUUUUAUUACUUACUAAUAAAUGCACACUGGCAAUAGAAAGAAAGCAGGAUAAUAAAGUGCAUUUUCACUAAAGGAUUUCAAAAAGUAAAACAUUUUAAACAAUGGAUUCAAGAAAGAAAAAAAAAAACAGCACAUUUUGCUUUGCUUUGUCAAUAAACCUUAUGCAGCUUUUGACAGAUUUGGACAUGAAUGUUAAACCACUCAGUCUGAAUGCAUGCAAAAAUGUGUUAGCCUCACCUAAUCGAUUAAAUUGUUUAGCCUCUUGUGUUUUUAUGGACCCUGAUACACAAGCACAGCAAAAUUAGCAAGUUUUUUUCCCCUUCAAGUCAAGCCUUAAAAACCUUCUUGCACUUUAUAAAAUCCUGCAGCAGAAAUCCAAGCUUAAUUAAUCUUGUUCUGUUUUUUUUUUUUGUCUGUUUAUAUUGUUGAAAAGAUAAAUGCACUCUUGGAUUUUAUGUUAAAUAACAAAUAUUUUCAUGUUGAAAUCCAAUAAAUAUGAAGUGAAAUUAUA